AACUUCCGGUUUUACUCGGCAGUUUGCAAUGAAGAAUAUACCGAGAUGAAAGUCAAUACAACAACACUACAGCCAUGUAUAUUGGUGAUACUAUACAUGACUCUGUCAAUGGUGGCAGGGAACCGCUGCUCUAAAAGUCUGUCUCGUAUCGUCAGGCAGCAAGUGAAAGAGAGGUUAUUACCACAUUAUGAGGAAUUCAAGAUGAAGAUGCCAGACAGCUGUCCACUGAGUCCGAACCGAGAUGUGUACAUGAUGCAGGAGGAGAAGGUGUUUAUAGAGUCCUCGUCCAGGUACAAGUGUAACGUGUGCGGAAAAGCCUUCAUCUCACAAUUCUACAUCGACAUGCACUUCGACAACCGCCAUCCAGAUUAUAUCGCAGAGGGGGAGAAUACCAUUUGUUAUGCCGACUACUGUGAUAUUACAAGGUGUGACAUCGUGUCGGGACAAAAAACUCCCGACUUCUGGGACAUCUCGCUGUGUCUGGAGGACGACAUGACAGAGCUCAAGGAACGUUGUGAGGGGAUCUUGGACCAAUGUAUGCCCGAUGGUCUGACUAGGAAGGAGAAGGAGGAGUUAUACAGAUAUCUGCAUGGUUCUGUCUGCCACUUCCUGACUUGCAAACUUUACUAUGAUGGACCUAAAAAACAGAGCGCCGACACUGUGAUGGUGUACUCCAUACUGACAACCUUCAUGAUGAUUUUCUUCAUCAUAUACUACUGUAUAGGCUACCACUACUUCUAUACUGACACUUUCUCUGACAUAUAUGAUGAUGACGAUACCAGACCUUUUCCAGUAAAAUCGAUAAGAAAUAGUGAAUUACGCCAGAGAUUAAUGGAUGAAAAAGUCCGAAAGGAGUGGAAAGAGAGGAAUGAUAGAAAAAUAAAUGAAAAAUUUCACAAAAUGUUUGCUGAAAAAGCUGAAAGUAGCCGAGAGUAAAAACUAUAGAAUUUCUGUCAUUAAUUUCAUUAUAAAUAUGCAUUUGUUCAUUUCCAUUCGAAAAACAAUAAUGUAUGUUGUGCGAGUCAAUUCUUUGCCUAUCAGAAACCAGUUCUCAAGUGAAGCAAGUGUAUAAAUGAUUACUUCCAUACGUUAUCACCUAGCUGUAGUGCUGUAUAAAUGAUUACUUCCAUUCGUUAUCACCUAACUGUAGUGCUGUAUAAAUGAUGACUUCCAUACGUUAUCACCUAACUGUAGUGCUGUAUAAAUGAUUACUUCCAUACGUUAUCACCUAACUGUAGUGCUGUAUAAAUGAUGACUUCCAUACGUUAUCACCUAACUGUAGUCUUAUUCAGUUCAACUCAAAUUGUCUUGUUUUUCGUUAAUAUUAAAAAAUCAACUUUAUUAAUGAUGUACAGUAUGUGAAGGAUGGAAAUAUGCAUUAUCUGGACUCCAACAUCAUUGCCAGGAAGGAUGUCAUUACAAUAUUAACAGUAUUUAUCUAUGGACUUAUUUUUUGAAGGUUUUAAUAUUUGAAAGAAUCUCCUAGCAAAUUUACAUUAAUAUUAAUCUUUUGCAAAGAUAUACACGAAAGUUUAGAAACAUGUUACUUAAUAUAAAAUACAUGAUGUAUCUCAAUUCAGCUCUGUGUUUAGAGCAUCACCUCUAUAUAGCUGUGAUGAUGAAACAGGGUAUUUAGUCUUGUCUUACAGUUCUAGCUGGCAUUGGUAGGCAGACUUAUAGGUAUGUACGCACUUAUCAGGACAUGUUGUAGCAAGCUAGGGAAUGACAUUUCAGGACAUGGAGCAAGCUAGGGAAUGACAUUUCAGGACAUGUUGGAGCAAGCUAGGGAAUGACAUUUCAGGACAUGGAGCAAGCUAGGGAAUGACAUUUCAGGACAUGUAGCACGCUAGGGAAUGACAUUUCAGGACAUGUAGCACGCUAGGGAAUGACAUUUCAGGACAUGUAGCACGCUAGGGAAUGACAUUUCAGGACAUGUAGCACGCUAGGGAAUGACAUUUCAGGACAUGUAGCAAUCUAGGGAUUGACAUUUCAGGACAUGUAGCAAGCUAGGGAAUGGCAUUUCAGGACA
Messenger RNA from Mizuhopecten yessoensis (Yesso scallop), 2029 nucleotides. RefSeq lists its product as uncharacterized. The transcript is spliced from 8 exons. Bases 46 to 936 code for a protein of 296 amino acids. The record is from RefSeq and is a predicted model, not a curated record. NCBI's taxonomy places the organism in Eukaryota, Metazoa, Mollusca, Bivalvia, Pectinida, Pectinidae.